Molecule: messenger RNA, 1524 nt
Organism: Amyelois transitella
Lineage: Eukaryota; Metazoa; Arthropoda; Insecta; Lepidoptera; Pyralidae
Gene: Sas10
Product: something about silencing protein 10
Exons: 2
Coding region: 118-1524 (468 amino acids)
Biological process (GO): maturation of SSU-rRNA from tricistronic rRNA transcript (SSU-rRNA, 5.8S rRNA, LSU-rRNA)
Cellular component (GO): small-subunit processome; nucleolus
Source: RefSeq, a predicted model, not a curated record
CACGUCUCUAUCUAGGCAAAGUAAAUCUAUCAACCAUCAAAUUAAUCAAUUCUAACCUCAAGGAAGUGACAUGCUAUUUUUGUAAAUGAAUAUUAUUUUCAUUUGUUACUCAAAACGAUGGGUGAUAAAAUAAGAAUUAAUUCAAAAUUUGAUGUAAAGGAGAACUAUGAACCUUCAGGUUCUGAAGAUGAAUAUACAGAAAGAGAAAAAGAGUUGAUUUCAAAAGUAAAAAAACGGAAGCAUGAUGGUUCUGAUAAUGAAGAUGAAAUGUAUGCAUUCUCCGAAUCCGAUGAAGACUCUGACAUCCAAAAGGACAACCCUGACAUAGCAGAUAGUGAUGUAGAAGGACAAGAAAAAUCUGAUGAUGAUUUACCAGAUCCAAAAGCAUGGGGAAAGAAAAAACGAUCUUACUAUUCUACAGAUUAUGUUGAUGAAGACUAUGGAGGGUUUGGACAGGAUGAACAGGCUGCUCUUAUGGAGGAAGAGGAGGCAAAAAAUAUUCAAAAAAGAUUGCUAGAACAACUUGGUGAUGAAGAUUUCACAUUGGAAUUUUUCACUAAACAGAUCCAAGCAGCAGAAGACAAGGAGUCUGUUAUUAAAAGUGACCUCAGUCAAAUGUCAAAAAGGCAAAAAAUACAGUUGUUGGAAAAAGAAAGUCCAGAGUUUGCAGGUCUCAUUAAUGAUUUUAAAACAAAGCUAACAGUGGCUAAAGAUGAUUUACAACCAGUUUUAGAAUUAGUGAAAGAUGGUAAACUACCAAAAUGCCCUGCUUCGAAAUUUGUAAAAACAAAUUAUGAUUUGAUACUAAACUAUUGCACAAAUAUCAGUUUUUAUUUACUUCUGAAGAGUCAGAGAAUCAAUAUACAGAAUCAUCCAGUUAUAAAACGAUUGUAUCAGUAUAGUCAAAUUUUGAACAAAAUGGAACCAAUAUAUUUAGAAGUUAUUAAACCACAAAUUGAUAAAAUUUUGGCUGCUGUGAAGAGUAAUUUGGCAUUGACUGUAACAGAAUUCAAACAAGAACAAAAAGACAGAAUGAAACGCAAGUCUGGAAAAGCAGCUCCAGAAUCAGCACCGAAGAAACUGAAAUUGAUAAGUGCUAUUGAAAAAGAUGAUGGAGAAGAUACUGGUGUUUCAGAUGAUGAUUAUGAAGAAAAUGAAUUGACCAACAUUGAUACUAAAGUUGAUAAUGUUAGGUAUGACAAUGAAUCAGAAGAAAGUGGAUUUUCAGACAAUGAGGCUUCACCUAAUUAUACUGAAAUUGAAAAUAAACCAUCCACAUCUCAGGCCCUAAUAGUUGAAGGUGAUAAACGUGAUAUAACCUACCAAAUUGCUAAAAAUAAAGGUUUGACGCCUCACAGAAAGAAGGACCAGAGAAAUCCACGAGUGAAACAUAAACUCAAGUACAGAAAAGCCAAGAUCAGAAGGAAGGGUGCUGUCCGGGAGCCUCGAACAGAGAUCACACGUUAUGCAGGAGAAUCUUCUGGUAUUAAAGCUAAUGUUAAGAAGAGUGUUAAAAUUAAGUAG